Camellia sinensis is the source of this 512-nucleotide messenger RNA. The record is from RefSeq and is a predicted model, not a curated record. NCBI's taxonomy places the organism in Eukaryota, Viridiplantae, Streptophyta, Magnoliopsida, Ericales, Theaceae.
CCACUUCUCCUCAACACAUUGUCCCUUCUGUCUCUAGCCCUCAACCAUCACCAUCCAACCCCUCCAAUUCCCAAACGUCAAACAAAGAAUCACAGAGGAUUGAAUUUGACAUUUCAAUCAACAGCCAAUCCUCUCCAACAGAUGACAACACAAAAUCCCCUCAACCAGAAGUUCACCACAACCAAGGGAUGGACAUAAUACAGGACUCAUCUCCACGACCAAUGGGCGAGACAGAACUUGAAGGUCCUCAUGACUUUCCCUUGUUAGCAGAACCAGAGAAAGAGCCUCAAGGCGCUGAUGCUGCCAUUUCAUCAGUACCAGAAACAACUCGUCCUGAUGCCACAACCACAGCUGAACAAGGCCAACCGUCUGCGCGCACGUUAUCAGGACAGGCCGUCGGUCUAUGCCAGGAUAUUUGGGCCGAACUUUCUAUUCUUCAACAAGAUCUAGACGAAAUAUCCCAUUACCUCAAAGGCUACAUCUGCUUGAUGCUGAAACUCAACAAACCUUAA